Miscanthus lutarioriparius is the source of this 762-nucleotide messenger RNA. The record is from the annotation of a GenBank genome assembly. NCBI's taxonomy places the organism in Eukaryota, Viridiplantae, Streptophyta, Magnoliopsida, Poales, Poaceae.
AUGGAUCUCACUCUCACCAGCACUCACCUCUCCUAUGUCGCGCGCUCCACACACCUGCUCAACAUCUCCAGCUACAUCCUCCUCCCAUGCACCGACAGCAAGGUCGACCAAAGCAAGGUUCACUACAAAUCCAGCGUCGAAGUCGACGGCUACGAGUGCGAAAUCCGUUUAUACCCUGGGUGUAGUUCCCGGUACCAGGUUGAACUCCAGCUCGUCUUCCUCGGCGAGGCUGGCGCAAACAAAGUGACAGCGGCUCUGAGCUGCCGGAUGCCCCUUGUGGUCGUGAGCAUAUUCGAAGCAAUCGACUUGCCUUACUUCGACAGUGGUAGUUAUUCUCUGACCGUGGAAUGCACCGUCACCGUAUUCAGAGAUCUAAAAGCAAUCCCCGUGCCAUCCUCCUCCAGCCUGCACCAACACCUCGGCGAACUCCUAGCGAGCCAGGCCGGAUCGGACGUCACGUUCACCGUCUCCGGCGAGUCGUUUCCCGCGCACAAGAACGUGCUAGCCGUGAGGUCCCCGGUCUUCAUGGCAGAGUUCUUCGGGGAAAUGCAGGAGAAGAACUCGGGACGCGUGGAGAUCCAGAAAAUGGAGGCCCCGGUGUUCGGGGCCAUGCUUCGCUUUAUCUACACAGACGAGGUGCCGGAGCUUGACGGGAAGCCGGAGGCGGCAGCGGCGGCGACGGCGACGACCUUGGCGCAGCAUCUGCUUGUUGCUGCGGACAGGUACGGGCUGGACAGGCUCAAGCCUCAAGGUGAUGUGUGA